AUGAUAAUGAAGAAGGUUGGUUCUCUACUUUUCUGACUUGACCUCCUUUUUCUUCUUCCGCUCUGCUUGAUCUCUUUUUAUUUUGCAAACCCCAAAAAUAGAAGAAGAAAAAAAACCAGAAAUGAUUGUUUGAUUGUUGGUUAAGUUUGUCUUUGCUCAGCUGAUGUUUGAGAUCUUUGAAUUGUUGUGAUUAAGCCGUGGAGAAGUUUAAGCUCUGGGAUAAUUUGGGCUUUUUGGUUAACAGCCAUAUGCACAAGCUAAGUGGAAAUCAGAAGAUUUUAAAGAAGAUAACACAAUUUUUUUGGUACUCUUUUCCACGACAAGAAUGUCAUUCCGUAGUAUAGUUCGUGAUGUUAGGGAUGGCUUUGGAAGCUUGUCCAGACGGGGUUUUGAAGUCAGGCUGAUGGGCCAUCAUAGAGGAAAAUCUCAUGGGUCAUUAAAUGAUUUACAUGACCAGCCUCUCAUUGUUCAGAACAGUCGUUGGGCUAGCCUUCCCCCAGAACUAUUGUAUGAUGUAAUUAGGAGGUUGGAGGAGAGUGAGAGCACAUGGCCUUCUCGAAAGCAUGUUGUUGCAUGCGCCUCAGUUUGUCGUUCUUGGAGGACCAUGUGCAAAGAAAUUGUUAAGAGUCCUGAGAUCUGCGGGAAGCUCACUUUUCCUGUGUCGCUGAAGCAGCCUGGUCCACGAGAUGGACUCGUUCAAUGCUUCAUUAAAAGGGAUAAAUCUAAUCUAACAUACCACCUGUUUCUGUGUCUUAGCCCUGCUUUGCUAGUGGAGAAUGGGAAAUUCCUUCUUUCUGCAAAGAGGACUCGACGAACUACUUGUACAGAAUAUGUCAUUUCUAUGGAUGCUGACAACAUUUCAAGAUCAAGCAGUGCUUACAUUGGAAAGUUAAGGUCAAACUUUCUUGGCACAAAAUUCAUUGUAUACGAUACGCAGCCUGCAUACACUUCUGAACAUAUUCCCCCACCAGGGCGGACAAGCCGUAGAUUUAAUUCCAAAAAAGUCUCCCCAAAAGUCCCUACUGGCAGCUAUAACAUUGCUCAGAUAACAUAUGAGCUAAAUGUGUUAGGCACUCGUGGCCCUAGAAGGAUGCAUUGCAUAAUGCAUUCUAUCCCGGUCUCAUCUCUUGAUGCAGGAGGUUCUGUCCCUGGCCAACCGGAACUCCUUACCCGCUCCCUGGAAGACUCCUUCCGAAGCGUAUCUUUCUCCAAGUCUCUUGACCACUCAGUUGAAUUCAGUAGUGCACGAUUUUCUGAAAUUGUUGGACCCCGAGAUGAUGAGGAUGGCAAGACAAGACCCUUGGUUUUGAAAAACAAGCCUCCACGAUGGCAUGAACAACUACAGUGUUGGUGUCUGAACUUCCGAGGUCGGGUAACUGUUGCUUCUGUUAAGAACUUUCAGUUGAUUGCUGCCACUCAGCCUGCUGCUGGUGCACCUACUCCAUCUCAGCCAACGCCUCCCGAGCUUGAUAAGAUAAUCUUGCAGUUUGGCAAGGUUGGUAAAGAUAUGUUCACAAUGGAUUAUCGUUAUCCUCUAUCUGCAUUUCAGGCUUUUGCCAUCUGCUUGAGCAGCUUUGACACCAAAUUGGCUUGUGAAUAGAAAAGAGUAAAUAGACGGUUUGGUAAGCAGAAAAGACCAUUGACAAUCAUUCAUUCUCUUUCUCACCUUUUCUUUUCCUCUUCUGAUAUGAAUUUAUAUUUCUUGUAACUUUAUGGUAGGAAAUUGUUUGUUAAAUUUGUUCUGAACUCAGUUUCUGCCCUGAUAACAGGGUUUAACAGCAUUUUAAUAUCAGAGCUUAUUGUUACCCUGAUUCUCGGUUCAUGAUUUGUAUUGCCCCUUUGGUGUUGAUUCGUAUUGCAUGGCUACCGAACGUUCUGUUAUACUUUGAUUUCCACAAACCAAUUCCUUGUUUUUCGGGUGUUCGGAGGGGUUGGCCUUGACUCGCGCAUUAUUUUCUGGUGGUUCUGGAUGGUCGUCAUCCAUUUGAUGCUGGUGGAUGUCACAAUCGUGGUGUUGGCAGACAUGGUGGUGAUGGGAAAGUCUUGUCUUAAUUGGACUCUUGCAAUGCCAAUUUCUUUCUGAAUUUAUCAAACAAGUCAAUUUUAACAGCUCUGAUUUUGGCA
This is a messenger RNA of Prunus mume (Japanese apricot), 2124 nucleotides long. RefSeq names its product tubby-like F-box protein 8. Lineage: Eukaryota; Viridiplantae; Streptophyta; Magnoliopsida; Rosales; Rosaceae. Gene Ontology annotation, molecular function: protein binding. The record is from RefSeq and is a predicted model, not a curated record.